Fibroporia radiculosa is the source of this 1557-nucleotide messenger RNA. RefSeq lists its product as uncharacterized. The coding region runs from base 1 to 1557 and encodes 518 amino acids. Gene Ontology annotation, molecular function: acetyltransferase activity; lipoic acid binding. Gene Ontology annotation, cellular component: cytoplasm; mitochondrion. The record is from RefSeq and is a predicted model, not a curated record. The transcript is spliced from 4 exons. Lineage: Eukaryota; Fungi; Basidiomycota; Agaricomycetes; Polyporales; Fibroporiaceae.
AUGUCUCUCCUUCGCACAAUUCGCUCCCCAGUCCUCCUUCCUGCUGCUCGCUUUCACUCCUGUCCGUCCCUGUGGGCCGUUCGUCGGACGCUCAAGGAGUUCAAGCUCGCCGACAUAGGUGAGGGCAUCACCGAGUGCGAGGUCAUCAAAUGGAACAUCAAGCCUGUGGCCUCCGUCCAGGUCUUUGACCCUCUUUGCGAAGUUCAAAGUGACAAAGCCAGCGUCGAGAUCACAAGCCCCUUUGAUGGCACUCUUAAGGAGAUCCUUGUCCAGGAAGGCGAUAUUGCUAAAGUGGGUGCAGGGAUAUGUCUCAUUGAAGUUGAAGAGGAUAGCCCCAGCAAUGCUGAUGGGGUACCUGCCGAUGAUUCUGGCCCUUCAAGUCCACUAUCUGGCGCGCCACAGUCUUCCGAAGCGUCAUUGUUUGGCGGUAGUACCGAAAACCAAACAGGAGUUCUUAGAUCCAGACGGCAUCCUUUGGACCCAAGGGCUCAGGAUGUUGAGGCUGCAGCGCCAUCCGUUGAUGUUCUUGCAACACCAUCUGUCCGUCAUUUUGCUCGGCAGGCCGGAGUGGAUCUUACGCUCCUAGCUCCCGGCAGCGGCAAGAACGGAAGAAUAGAAAAAAGAGAUAUAGAAGUGUUCCUGGCUAUGUCUUCGGACACUGCUGCAAAGAGUGAGGUGCCCUCGUCUUCUCAGAGUAAAGACGAUGCAGUCAAUGUCGAAAUUGUGGUGGAACUUGGUCGGACCAGAUAUGGAAUGUGGAAGGCAAUGACGAAGAGUCUUGAGAUUCCCCAGUUUGGAUUUUCCACCACGCUAGAUCUCACGGCCCUGCAUGAGCUCAUGCCGGUCAUCAACGCACAUAUCCCAACUCGUUUCUUAUCAACGACGCCAGCCCCCGUCAACGUUGCUGUCAUCUCCCCGUCCGCAUUCUAUGAGUUACCUGAACCGGCUCCGGUCCCUCCAUUCGCGCGCUUUUCCCGGCUUACGUUCCUCCCAUUCCUCUUGAAGACACUUUCUAGAGCCAUGGCGGAAUGGCCCCUCUUCCGAUCUUCAAUAACAUCCCAGCCAUCGAUGUCUUCCAACGAGAAGCCCGCACUCACAAUCCGCCCGCAUUCUGAUGUCAGCAUUGCGUUGAGUACACCCACUGGUCUUUACACGCCGACAAUAGAGCGUGUCGAUUCUCUUUCCGUAUACAACAUUGCCUCUCAGCUCAAGCACUUGUCGUACUUGGGGCGACAAGUUCCAUGUGGUCUGGGCGUUGCAGAGAUGCCAAAGAAGGGUGGAACGAUCACGGUCUCCAAUAUUGGCGGCGUCGGAGAUGUUGACGUCUCUUCCCCUAUACUCGUUCCAGGUGGUGGAGUUGCGAUUGUAGCAGUGGGUCGUGCAAAGUGGGUAUGGGAUAUGAACAGCGGAGAUGGCACAGGUCAGCGGCGGCUGAAGGCUGGUGUCAGUUGGAGCGCAGAUCAUAGAGUUAUUGAAGGAGCUGAGCUUGUUGCAUUUGUUGAGGUGUGGCGAAAGUGGGUUGAAACUCCACAGAGACUAAUUGCAGAUGCUGUCUAA